This is a messenger RNA of Saccostrea cuccullata (small rock oyster), 1004 nucleotides long. Its product is annotated as sarcoplasmic calcium-binding protein-like. Gene Ontology annotation, molecular function: calcium ion binding. NCBI's taxonomy places the organism in Eukaryota, Metazoa, Mollusca, Bivalvia, Ostreida, Ostreidae. The transcript has 2 exons. The record is from RefSeq and is a predicted model, not a curated record. The coding region runs from base 189 to 719 and encodes 176 amino acids.
ACAAUACGAUACGUGAAUUGAUUGAUACGCUCUCUGAGUCUCUAUAUCGUAUGUUCCGUCUCUUCACAAACCUCCAGUUGACGUUGACUCGAGCGCGGAGGAACAUCAACUCAUUAAGGGGACGAACGUCAGAGGCCCGACAGGAUUAUCUUAUUUUAGGUUUUUAAAAUCUUCAAACUUUCACAAAAAUGGACUACUUGACAAAGAAAUGGAAGAUGUGGUACAAGUCCCUGGACGUUAAUCAUGAUGGAAAGAUCUCACUGGAAGACGUCGAGGAGUCCCGAAAUAAGUUUACAGAGCUACACCAUCUUCUGGGCGACAAGGCCGACUCUGUUAAAACCGACAUGCAGAACUGGUGGACAACAUACAUCCUGAAUGGAAAAGAUCAAGAAAUUUCCGAAGAGCAAUUUAUUUCCAACCUGACAACUGCUUAUAACAAAGACAAGGCAGCCUUCAAGGAUCAAAUGCAGAAAUGUUUUGACGUUAUGUUUGACGUCAUCGAUACAAACAAAGAUCGCUCCAUCGAACUCAACGAAUUCAUUUUUGCUUUCAAGGCGUUCGGUCAUGAGAACGAAGAACUUGUAACAAAGGCCUUUAAACUUUUCAAUAAUGAAUUGGUGCCCCUCCGGGAUAUUGUUACUGCCUGGGUCCAAUUUGUCACCGAGGAGGACAGCUCGAAACGUGACGUCGUGCGCGAGGCAUUUGAAUCCGGAGUUUAAGCUAGAGAUAUGACGUAAUAAAUGACGUAAUAACAUUUACCUCCUACUCCCUGUUGUAGUUCAGAGAAUUAUCAGGCCAAAUCAGAAUCAGAAUCUGUCCAUCCGCAAGAAAGGGGUUCCUGUCUUAACUUACUCAAACACUCAGCUGAGUUUAAUCGAGUGAUCUGACGUCAUGACGAUAAAGAAAUUGGUCGACCGAUCUAACAUUUGUCUUUUUACCACUUUUUUCCUGAUAUUUUUGUUAUUUACCAUGAGUUAUUUUAAUAAAUAUACGUGUUUUCCUAA